Molecule: messenger RNA, 1081 nt
Organism: Caenorhabditis elegans
Lineage: Eukaryota; Metazoa; Nematoda; Chromadorea; Rhabditida; Rhabditidae
Gene: C33A12.3
Product: UPF0462 protein C4orf33 homolog
Exons: 7
Coding region: 10-702 (230 amino acids)
Source: RefSeq, marked reviewed
CUUUCAGUCAUGUGGAAUAUGGUACAAACCGACCAUGACGAUCUCGAGAAAGCCGAGGCAAUGAACUCGAUGGCAGGACUCAAGUACACCAUUGAUCAUACUUGGGAUGGACUUCCACUUGCACAUGAGCCUAUCAAAAUUGACUUGAAGUGGCACUUUGAGCGACUCGUCGGGCGCCCACAUAAGCGAGUUGUCAAGAUUUCAUUCGACGCACCAUUCUUCGACGAUCCAGAACCACUCGAUCCACCAGGAAUAACACCACAGCUUUGGGAUUUCGAAGUUAUUGAAUUCUUCUUCGCAAAUGAUCGUGGACAGUAUCUAGAAGUUGAGAUUGGUCCACAUGGACAUUGGCUCUGCCUUCUUUUUGACGGAGUUCGUCAUACUAUCAACAACGGCGAAGAACUCGAACUCGAAGUACGCAACAAAUGGGUUGGAAAUCGUUGGGUAGGAGAAGUCGAGAUUCCUCUUGCAUACUUCCCAUCCAAAGUUACAAAAUUUAACGCUUAUCACAUCCAUGGAAUGGAUUCGGAACGCGUUUACGCCGCAUUGAGCCCUGUGACCGAUGGAACUUAUUCGGAACCAGACUUCCACCGCCUGGAAUUCUUCCAAAAAAUCAACAUGCGCCGAGUGAUUCCAGAAGGUUAUGGAGAUCGUCCUUUCGCUGAUUUCAAGUACGGAGAUCUUUGGGCUGGGCACUAUUGACACUGGCUUUAAAUUUAGAAAUUUCCAAUAUAUCAGUGAGAUUUGUUUUCUUUCCGGUUUUGAGCUGUUCAACCAAUUCCAUUUUGGCUUUUAUGUGUCAAUUGUCAUCCGACAACAAAAAUUAUAACUUUUUGAAAAUUUUUAUUCACCUUCUAUUAGAAACCGGGUUUAUUGUUCUUCUCAAAAUUGCUUACAAAUUUUCUUGUUUUCCUUCCUAUUUCAUUUGAGAAUUUCGCUAUGCCCCAUUAGGUUGUGUUGUUCUUCCGAUUGCCCAUUUUCAAAUUCUUUCACUCCUCAUUUUUUGUGUUUUAAAUGUUUAAACUAUUUAUUUUCAGUAUUCUCUUGUUUUAUAUUUCUGACUCAUAAACUUUUCCUUUCG